This is a messenger RNA of Anolis sagrei ordinatus, 3730 nucleotides long. It is a transcript of the gene PLA2G6, whose product is annotated as phospholipase A2 group VI. Gene Ontology annotation, molecular function: protein binding. NCBI's taxonomy places the organism in Eukaryota, Metazoa, Chordata, Lepidosauria, Squamata, Anolidae. The record is from RefSeq and is a predicted model, not a curated record. Gene Ontology annotation, cellular component: mitochondrion. Gene Ontology annotation, biological process: cardiolipin acyl-chain remodeling; positive regulation of ceramide biosynthetic process.
CCUGUUCCCCAGAUCUUAUGACCCGCCGUGGAAUGAGGUGACACAUUGAACCGAGAGGGGGAGGAGUCGUUCCGGCCGCCUUUGAUUGGCUGAGGGGCCGCCACGUGAUUCUGUUGGCGGAAGUGGUUGUUGGUUAUGAAAGAGGAUACCGUGGGGUCCUCUUGGAAACAUGCAGUUCUUUGGUCGGCUUAUGACUACUUUCAGCAAUGUCAGCAACUUGUUUGCCAACCCUUUCCGGGUGAAGGAGGUUCCCUUGACGGAGUAUGCAUCUCGGAAACGUGUGAAGUGGGAAGAUAGGGUAGCCUUAUAUGAUAAACAUUCAAGCCGCUCCUGGGACUGUGUUCUCAUUAAUCCUCAGAAUCAAACAACAGCCUUCCGACUUUUCCAGGUAGACAAUGAAGCAGAUGCAAAUCUGUACUUCGAGAUGUAUGCAAAGCAGUUGCGCCCAUUCUAUGAGAGUUAUCGUGAGCCUUUAUCCGUGGAAACUUUGCAGCAGCUGUUGGACUGUUUUCGAAGCAACCCCAACUGGUCAAUGGCUCACAUAGCAGUAGAGCUCGGGCUUAUGGAGAGCUUCCGACACAAUCAUAUCCUGAGCUGCAUAAACAGCAACAGUGGUGAAAACGAAUGCACUCCUCUACACUUAGCUUGCCAAAAAGGAGACCUUGGUAGUCUGCGAGAAUUGAUAAAUGAAUGCCAUGCCCGUCUAGAUCUCACAGACAAAAAUGGAGACACGGUCUUUCAUUAUGCUGUCCGAGGAACAAACCCGAAGAUCAUUGAGCUCCUGGGCAGGAAGUCAACUGCUGCUUUGGACCAUCUGAAUGAGGAAGGACAGAGUCCUCUGCACUUGGCUUGUCAACUGGGCAAAGAAGAUGUUGUCAUCUCUCUUUUGAAGGUUAAUGCCAAGUGUACUAACUUGGGACCACUGGGUUAUCCCAUCCACACCGCUAUGAAAAACUCCCACAAAAAAUGUGCAGAGGCCCUUCUGAACAAGGAGAUUAGCCAGAUUCAGUUGGUGGAUCCACGCCAUGGUGCCACACCCCUCCAUUGGGCCAAAAAUGCUGAAAUGACCCGGCUACUUAUUGAAUAUGGCUGUGAAGUCAACACCCUCAGUGCAACUGGGGAUUCAGCUCUGCACAUUGCUGUACGGCGUGGGCGCUUUGACUGCGUGAUGGUGCUGCUGACCCAUGGAGCCAAGACCAACAGCAAAGGGAAGGAUGGGAACACACCACUUCACCUGGCCAUGCAGCAAGACCAUCUAGAAACAAUCAAGGCGCUUAUUGUGUUUGGAGCAGAUAUGGAUAUCCCCAAUGAUAUAGGGGAGACGCCGGGCUUGUUGGCAGCCAGGACUAGCAAAGGUGCCAACCGGCAAGUACUGUUAGACCUGCUGAAACUUUUAGGGACUGAACGCUUCCACCCACCUGGUUCAGUCAUAACAGCACCAACAUCAACUACCUCUUCCGUCCCAGAAGGAUCAUCAUUCCCAUGGAGCACUAGCCAAAACCUAGAGUAUCAAGAAUAUCUGCAUGUCUCUACACUUAGCACCAUGGAGAAAAAGCCAGAUGUGACGGAGUCCGCCAUGGAGAGGCACAAAGCGCAAGACCGUCUCUUGAGUCUGGAUGGUGGAGGUGUUCGAGGCGUGGUGCUUAUCCAGUUUCUCAUUGCUGUAGAGAAAGCAGCAGGGCGUCCUGUCAGAGAGCUCUUUGACUGGAUUGCUGGGACCAGUACAGGGGGGAUCCUGGCCAUUGCUGUUGUGCAUGCAAUACCCAUGGAUCACAUGCGCUGUUUGUACUUCCGCAUGAAGGAUGAGGUAUUUCGUGGGUCGCGGCCUUAUGAGUCACAGCCCCUUGAGGAUUUCCUAAAGAAGGAGUUUGGAGAACAUACAAAAAUGACGGACGUCAAGAACCCCAAGCUCUUGUUGACAGCAACUCUCUGUGACCGCCAACCUGCUGAACUCCACCUGUUCCGGAAUUACAAUAUCCCAGAAGUGAAAAGCAAAACUCAUAGUAAGGCAACGAGCUCUUUUCAACCAAUGACUAAACCAGAAGAUCAGCUGGUGUGGCAGGCUGCACGUUCCAGCGGAGCUGCGCCAACGUAUUUUCGGCCCUUUGGACGGUUUCUGGAUGGAGGGCUUCUGGCCAACAAUCCAACCUUGGAUGCCAUGACAGAGAUUAAUGACUACAACAAGUACUUAAUCCAAAAUGGCCAAGGCCACAAGGUGAAGAAGUUGGGAGUGGUGGUCUCUCUGGGGACCGGCAAGGCUCCUCAGGUUCCUGUGAGCUCCGUGGACGUCUUUCGCCCAUCCAACCCUUGGGAACUGGCCAAGACUGUUUAUGGGGCUAAAGAACUGGGCAAACUGGUGGUGGAUUGUUGCACUGAUCCAGAUGGUCCGUGUAUUGACCGUGCAAGAGCCUGGUGUGAAAUGAUAGAUGCCCACUACAUCAGGUUCAAUCCCCCUUUGGAAGUCGAUGUAAUGCUGGAUGAAGUGAGUGAUACGAUUCUGGUGAACUUGCUGUGGGACACUCAGCUCUACAUUUACCAGCACUGGGAACAGUUUCAACGCUUAGCAGAAUGGCUCCUCAAUCCUUGAUGCUUUGCAAGACUCCAUGGUAUCAAUGUUGUGUGUCUGCAGUUGUGGUUUGGAAUAUCCCAAAGGACGAGUGGAUUCUGCUGAGCUGGGUCUUCCUCCUUCUCAAAUCAGGAGAUCAAGUGAAGAUUUCGACCUGCUGAAAGAACAUUUCAGCUCCUACAGUUGUGUACUUGCAGUGACUGCUCUUUUUCUGCGGACCCUCAAUUUCACUUUUGUCAUGGCAUUACAUGCCAUCUAAACUGAUUAGAGUUGGACCAUCUCUCUUUCCCUCCUGGCAUAUGAUGGCAGCUGUAUUGACUAUAACCCUUUGGUUCAAUGACUGUAUUCUUCGAUCCAAAUUUUGUAUUGAUAUUUAAGAUUAAUAUAUAAUUACCUAUUUCUCCAUUUUUCUUGUCAAAUUCAGAGUUUCUCUUGAGUGGGGAUCUAAAAUUAUUUCCUCACAUAAGCCAGGGCUAGUCUACUGCAGUUUGUUUUCAGCUGAGAUAAUAUAUCUGUCCCACAUUGUUACUGUCCUGGGUUGAAAAUGUUUGAUCUCUACAGCCGGAAAAUGACCUGCUACAACUGUCCAGUCCUUUUUCCUGUUUUAUGUUCCAUUUUACUGACUCCUUCAACCUCUGAAUGAGACUAUUUUGGUCUUAGCGACAUUGAAGAGCACAAGGAAAAUGGAAAUAAUUGGGCAAAUGCUUUUUCUAGGUGGCACCUUCUGUUUGCGUUUGCCCACUGACAGAAACGUGGAAGGCUUGCUUUCUCCUGAUAAAACUACAUUUCCUCAAAAAAAUUGAUACAUGUAGGCCAGAUCAAAAAGCAAGGAGGAAACUUUUCUUUCUCCAAAGAUUAUUUUUUUUAAUUAAAUGGGGAAAAUAGCAACCAUCCAUGUCUUUUUCUUCCUUGAAGACAAGUCUUUAAAGUGCUGCUGUUCAUCAUAACUGUAAUCUUUUUACAUUUACAUUAUUUAACAGAAUAUAUUGGUUAAAUGUCCUAAUAAAUGUAAAAUCUAAUAGGUGGUUUUUCCUCCUCCCCCUCCCUUUCUACACUUUUCUGGUUUACAUGAAAAUAACUGUCAAAUUGUGGUGAUGUUAAGACUACAAAAGUGUCACAAAAUGACUCAGUAUUAAAUAAAACGAGAGUUAUUUGAAACUUGAA